UUUAUUUUUUCUCUGCACGGAAUUGCGGUAAAUGUUCCUUUCGUUCCAAAUAUAUAUUGCUAAAUAUUCUCGGUACUGUGCCUUUAAGAAUUGUUUAGGUUUGCACAGUAACGGAAGAAGAAGUGACGCUAGAACUAGGAUCACAUGAGAAAUAGUCUGUAUACAAUAAGAAAGGUUUGGAAUUUAGAAAAUAGUUGCAACUGGCGUAUGAUUUUACAAUUAAUGACGCGUGGAUGCAAAGAACAACAUUUACUACUUGUACUGUUACGACUUGUUUUUAUGUAUUUCUGGUAAACAACAGAACAUUGUACUCACGUGCUGCUAUAUUCUGUACAGUAUCAAGACACUUUGCAGAACAUUUCCGCAGAUAUAGCCAGGCCUAGUUUUCUUUGUGAUGUGGUACAGCAGGCGCAUUUCAUAACAUGUAAAUAAUGAGCAGACGGACCUUAUUUGGCAAAAAACUCACUAGCAAUCCAGUACGUCUGUGACAGAUGUAUGACGACGGAUGCUUUAUGAAAAUAAACUAAACAAAAUGUCGUCGGAACAAAUGAUUGCCAUUAUGAUCGAGGAUAGAACUUACAGUGUAAGCAAAAGCAAGCUUAUCGAGAAAAGCGAUUAUUUUCGAGCUCUGUACAGUUCGGGCAUGAAGGAAUCUGAGGAGGAUUCGGUGCAGUUGCAGGGACUCAGCGUUCACGGUCUGGAACUUGUCAUAGAGUUCAUAAAUACUGCUAAAGUGCAGAUUGAUAACGAGACCCUGGAGGACUUAAUCGAGACGGCGUCUUUCCUGCAAGUGACUUCCAUUCUCAAGCUACUUCUAUCCGAAAUCAAACUGGACAACUGCGUAGAACUCUACAAACUUGCCGAGUUCUACGGCAUCCACGAUCUGAGGAGUGCUUGUCUAAAGUUCAUGACCUGUUACUUCCAUCCGAUGUUGCGGAGGCAGGAAUUCAGACACCUUCCCACCGCCUUCCGGCAGCAGGUACGGGACCUGAGGAUGAAAGGGACGGCUACUUUAAUAGCUAUUGGGGACUUCAUAGGCACCUCCCUGGACUUAGCCCACCAGGACGAGCCCUGGUCCAUGUUGAGAUAUGACGAGGUGUCUCAACGUUGGCUACCUCUGGCUAGCAACCUGCCUUCUGACAUGGUGAACGUCAGAGGGUAUGGGUCCGCAGUUUUGGACAACUACCUUUUCAUAGUAGGGGGCUACAGGAUGACUAGCCAGGAAAUAUCUGCUGCUCACUGUUACAACCCCUGUCGAAAUGAGUGGAAUCAGAUUGCAUCGCUAAACCAGAAAAGGUCUAAUUUUAAGCUCCUGGCUGUGAAUGGAAAGCUGUAUGCAGUUGGAGGGCAGUCUGUGAGCAGUGUAGAAUGCUACAACCCUGAGCUGGAUUGGUGGAGUUCCGUUGCUUCUCUCCCAGACCCCCUUGCUGAGUUCUCAGCCUGCGAGUGCAAGGGCAUGAUGUAUGUGAUGGGAGGGUAUACAGCACGAGACAGGAACAUGAACAUUUUGCGGUACUGCCCCAGCUCUGACACCUGGUUCGUAUUCCAGGCAUGUGAGGUCCACAUCCGCAAACAGCAGAUGCUCUCCGUGGAGGACACCAUCUACCUAGUUGGCGGCUACACCCAUGAGGUUGAGCCCAAGAAGAAGACAAGUCAGACAGAUGACAUGCUCACAGUUCAGUCCUAUAACAUCAGCACGGGGGAGUGGCUCUACCUGAAAGAGAACACUUCCAAGUCAGGACUCAACUUGACCUGCACCCUACACAACGAUGGCAUCUACAUCAUGAGCAGAGACAUAGCCUUGCCCACCAGCCUUGAACACAGAGUGUUCCUCAAGUACAACAUAUUCUAUGAUGUGUGGGAAUCCUUCCGCAGGUUUCCAGCAUUCGGGCAAAAUAUGCUGCUUUGUUCUCUAUACCUACCUAACGUAAUUUAAGUGUAUUUAUUAAUGACUCUGACAUGAUGUUUUCUCACUGCUAAAGUUACUGCGGGCGCUGUAAAGGUGUGAUUAGAUGUCUUAAUAAAUUGGUAACAUGUAAUGCAUUACCAUUCCGCUACCUAGGUGUCAUUUAGCCCAUCAAUGAUCUGCUUCCUAGCCUCUGACUGAUCCCUGAACUUUAUCUUGUUGGUUCUUAAAGCCUCUCAGUGAUUCAGCAUUGACGGCUUAGCAACUCAUUCCAUACACUCACCACUCACCACACUACUUACUAUUCUAACUCUUCGCUCAAUUUCCAGCUGUGUUCUUUGGUCUUGGUCUCUGUGAACUUUGGCAACUUAUUUUUGAAAAUUUCAACUAGAGAUGCAAGUCAGUUAUGAUCAGUUUGGUUUUUCAGUUGUUUUUGACAUCCGAUAGUUUUUCAGUAAAACCAAAAUGAAAGUAUAAAACCAAAAAACUGGACUGAAUUCUUCCAACCAGUGGAGUAUUACAAACAUGUUGUUUUUUUAUUUAACUAUGACAAAUAAACUGAAUAGAGUAUUACUGCAUCACACAUAGGAAUCUAUUAUACUACCAGACACAAUAUUGAAAGAAUAAAAUAAUGUAUUAACUUUUUUGCAUUCAACUUUAUUUUUUGCUGCAGUCAGUUGGAAGUGGCAAAUCAAGUCUGUAGUACUACAGCUCAUGAUGGUUUUUGAAAUAAAAAUAGUUUAAUCAUUAUGUUGGCUUCAAAGCGACUGAUGUUUUGGCAGCAUUUUAACAGUUUCUGAAGAGAAAAUGUUAUGUAGAUUUAUUUAAGCAAAAAACUAAAGCUAGAACUGAGACCUGCCACCAACCCCCAAAAACAUACGCAACGUUCUCGUUUUAACGUUCUUGUUUGCCUCUUACACAAUAUGAUUAAAGACAAACAAAACUAAUUUCAAUACAUGCACCGCAAAUUACCUGUUCACAGAAGCAUCUAAUUGAAAGCAGCUUCCAGACAAUUGCACUCUAUUAUUAAGAGUGCUGUUUCUCAAACUACUAUCAGGCAUAACUUUUGCUUGUUUUGCAGCUUCACCCAAUUUACUGCUGAUCCAGUUUCACAGUGGUUUGGGACCUCAACUAACAUUUCCUUUUCUUUCAAUACUUUUGCAUUUGGCUGUUUUAGUCAGUUUAGCACCAUUACUAAUUUUUUAUUAAGUCUAAAUUAGGUUUACACAGAGUAAUCUGACAGAUGCGACUAAAAACCUUUUUUUUUUUUAUUGAAAAACUUUCAGCCCUUCAUUUCUUAGGGUGCAGUUUUUGAACAAAAAUUGACAUUAGAGUUUGCAGGCUGAGUGUUUGCAUAUUCUUGCUUCUACUAGCAUCAGCACUAGCACCUUUCAUCAACAAACCUAAAAAGAAUGAAGCCGUGCUUAUGCCUCUGAGGGCUGUCAUAAUCAACCAGGUAAGUCCUGAAAUAACUUUUGAUUUAUGUUACUAUAUUAACAUUAUUAAGGGGUGUUAAUAUGAACCUUCCACAUGCAGAAAAGUGUGUGAUAAAUUACUUAUGAAUUAGCUUAUUUCUGAGACCACCAACGCUUUUCAAAUUCCACUUUCCGUUUAGUUUUCCGUUUGGUUCUAUUUUUUGUCGGUAUCGUUCAGUUUAGAAUAUUGAGUUUGGAAAAAAUCAUAACUAUUGCAACCCUAUUACAACUUCUUCAACUUAAACAAAAAGUUAGUAAAACUAAAGGAACAUCUUAGUUCAGUGGUGGACAUUAAAAUGAGGUUGAGACCAAAAACACACCUUUGUACAGUCAUAUCAUUAUUGUCUUUAUUUAACACAAAUUAUGUUAGCAUUGUGACUGUAUAUGUUCUUUCAAGCUCUUCAGAAGCUUGCAGUUAUCUGUCUGAUUGUUCAAGUGAUUGUAGCUAACAAAAUAAUCCAAUAAUCAUACCUGUUAUGCACUUUUAUUAGUUAUAUAGGUCUUGAAUGUGCAGUUUUGAAAGAGACACAUGUUAUAGCACAUGUAUUUUAUUAUAAAGCAUUAUAUUAUGGUACUAUACUAGGUUUGCAAGCCAUGCUUUCAGGUAAUGUUGCAUUUCCUUGGUCCCCACCCCAUCCCUUCCAUUUAUGUCCUGUAAAAAAUUGAACCUAUGGAAUUGAAUAUUACCUUUUCACACAAAAAAAUGUGAAAUUCGCUGCAAAGAAAACCAUUGAAACAGGUUUGGCUUUUGGACAAAAACUCUGCGAUCAUAACCCUGUCCUUCUGAAUUUGCAUAUAAUCUGAAGACAAUAUGGAUCAGGUGCAUGCUGCUGCACGGUCUUUGCUCCAAGAAAGAAAGAGAAGAAUGUGGAUUCACCCUAUAAUAAUGAGCAACAGGAAACCUUAGGGGAGUACCAGCAUCUUGUGCAACAGCUGAAAUAUACUGUAUAUAUUUAUAUAAUCUCAAAUUGUGUUAUUGAUAACAAAUAAUCUAAACAAUGUUGUUGGCAGCAAAACUGGAAGUACAGACAGGACUACCAAAUACAAUCAUUUCGAUGCAUCCUGAUUUUUAUUAAAAACAAAAAAAUACGGUAAACUCAGGAAGGUGGUACUGUCAAUGCAUAACAUCAGACAGUUACAUUAUUGAAGAAAAAAUACACGUAUACUAUGAUUGACAUAAAACAGUUUUAGACUGUUUAAUUUUCUGUAAAUACAAUACCACUUACCUGCUUAUACUAUUGCAUAUAAUUAGAUACAUGCUUUUGUUUUGUAGUUCAGUCUGUAUAUAAUAAUGGUCUGUGGUAUCUCAUGCACUUUGUAGAAGCAACCACCCAGACAACAAAAAUCUGUACUCAAAACUGUUUAUUUUAACAUACCAAUAGUGCUUCCUUUCCAAUUUCCUCAUUUUACUAUAAUUUCUGUUUGUAUUGUUUAUCGAGAUAUUUCUUGAGCUGUUUAUCAUAAAGAACAAGAUAUUCUGCACUGCUAUAAUCAGACGUUCCACCAUCAUGCCUGUGAUAAUUGACACGCAAGUCUGAAUACAAAAAUAGCAGCUAAACAUUGGCCGUAAAAAACAUAGCGAAUAAACGCUGUAGUAUGAUUAGCCCUUAAUUCACCAACCAGGUGCUCCACUAUUGCAUGACAGUAAUAUGCUUUGACCCAGAAGACACUGCUGAGGUGAAAUGACUAUGCUAGUGGAAGCCUAACAAAAGUCUUGAGAGAAAACUCAGAAUUUUCUUUGACCUAAUAGUUUAAAAUUAAAAUGCAUUUUUUUUUUAUUUAUUUUUUUAAUACAAUGAGUUUCUUUCAGAACUGCUUGUUUGGAGACCUAUGUAGCUAAUGGAAGUGCAAAACAAGUAGGAUGUAAUUGUUUUGUUGGCAACAAUCACUUUCACUGCUUGAACAAGCCAGCCAAAGUAUUGUUUCAGAGAAGGUGCUAUGAAAUGAUCUUGUGAUCUUUGUUGAAAGUGUAAGAUUAGCAUUGCUCAGCUAUCUCUCUAACUUGUCUUUAGCUGUAGUGUAUGGCCCAAGCACGAUUAUUGAAAUCAUAUAGAAGUGGCUAUGAUAAACUGGGUUGCACUGAAUGUAAAACCACUGUAGAAAAAGAUGAAUCCUGCAGAUCAUAUCCCAUUACCCUGUCUUACCCACAGGGGGUCAGAAUCAUUUAUAUAAGCAGAGCCUUCCUGUUUGAGGGGAUCACAUGAGGGUGUGUAGCUGGUAAGUCAAUCAGUAUGUUUACAUGCAUUUAGUAUUCUGCAUACUGCAGUAUGCCACAUUUGUGUAUGUAUAUUGUGUUUACAUGCUAUAGAACAUGCCAUUCCCCAUUUACACAUAACUUUGGUAGUGUGAUUAAUACUAAAUCGCACUAAUUAACACGCAUGUGCAAAGUUCCAUGUAAACAAAUAAGGUUCAGUGCACAUGUCUUUCUUUUGGGGGAAUUCCAUCAGAAGUGUACAGAUGUUGGUUUAGAGCUGUUGGGUAUUCUUGAAAAGGGAAAACUUUUUUUUUUUUUUUUUUUUUUUUAUAAUUUUGAGAAAAUAGUAAUUUGUUGUCCAGUUCAUCUCAGUAGUUUUUCAUUUUAAAUGGUAAUCAUUUUGAUUUAAUUUAGGCUUAAAGUCAAUAUUGAAAAAAAAAAAAACUGAUUAUGUUUUAUUUUUCCCCACCUUUUUUUAAAAAGACAGAUUAGAAAAUUACAUUCAAUGAUCUUAUUUACUUUUCACUGUAUUUUCUAAGAAUACAUGGAACUGGCCUCCUGGGAUGUGGAGUUUGGAGAAAUACAAUAAACCAUGAAAACCUG
Molecule: messenger RNA, 6178 nt
Organism: Polyodon spathula (Mississippi paddlefish)
Lineage: Eukaryota; Metazoa; Chordata; Actinopteri; Acipenseriformes; Polyodontidae
Gene: klhl42
Product: kelch-like family, member 42
Exons: 3
Coding region: 506-1936 (476 amino acids)
Molecular function (GO): protein binding
Source: RefSeq, a predicted model, not a curated record